UCUAAUGUUUGUGAGAGAAAACAAAUGACUGGAUAUUUCAAAUUAAUUCUGGAUAAAACAUACAUUUAAAAAAAGUUCAAAAUCACAUGGAUGACUGUUAGCAGUUGUUGUGAUGUAAUUGUAUAUUUCUAAUGAAUAUCUCCUCUUUGUGUUUAUACAACCGGGUUUCCCUGCUCGCAACCAUUCCCGCUAGGCACUAGUUACCACAGUCACAACGUCCUAAAGGCUAUGUCGUCCUAAUUUAAGGUUAGGGUUAGGCAUAAGGUUAGUCGUGUGGUUAAGGUUAGGUUUACAUUCAGAUGUUAGGAAGAUAAAUGGUAGAAAUGGGCGGGGUUUAGCCGUCAUUAUGACUUUGUGGCUGUGGUAACUAGUGACGACCCCCAUCAGGAGCCAUUUUGUACCCAGAUCAAUAACAUACAUGUAAACUCCGAUCUCUCGGCGCAGCGGUGGACUCGGCUCGUCUAGUAGAGCGCAAACCUGGAUUAUCUAUUAGCUAGACUACAUUUCAAUCGGAAUCCGGACCAAACGGAAAUGGUGAAUUUACUAGUGCACACGGGUUACUAAACAGUGUCUUUCUCUAACCGUCCCGCGAAGGUGUUGUUGCCGCCACCGACACGCUGUGCUUAGAUGAUGGAUCCGAGAAGCCAGUGGUUAUUGUGACUUCGGACUGAUGUCGGGACGAUAUCCGGUUUAAAUGUUCGCGACGGGAAAACAAGGAGAACGUCUUCCCUGUCUUCUAUCAAGACGAGAACAUCAUGUCUUUUUCCUGGCUGACUUGUUCGCUUCUCCUGGGAACUUCGUGUGCAGGCUGGGGCCAUGGCGACGUGGAGACCAGAGAUUGUGUGUACUACAAUGAUAACUGGCGUACAGAGCGUACCAACCAGAGUGGUGUGGAGAGGUGUGAGGGGGAGAAGGAUAAACGACUACACUGUUACUCUUCCUGGCUCAACAUCUCAGGAACCAUCAAACUGGUGAAGAAAGGCUGCUGGCUGGAUGACUUCAACUGCUAUGACAGGCAGAAGUGUGUGUCCAUGGAAGAGAACCCCCAGGUGUUCUUCUGCUGCUGUGAGGGGAACUACUGCAAUGAGAGGUUCACACACCUGCCUGACCUCGUUGCCGCCGGCAACAGAGUGAAAAUCCGCCCCCCUCCCAGAGUGCCAUCUCUGUUGAAUAGCCUCGUGUUCAGUCUGAUAUCUCUGUGUGUUCUGUCUCUGACCCUGCUACUUGCCCUGUGGAUGUACCGGCAGCACAAACCACCCUACGGACAUGUUGACCUCCUUGAGGACCCUCGGCAACCCCCCCCCUCUCCCAUGGUGGGGCUGAAGCCUCUGCAGUUACUGGAGGUGAAGGCAAGGGGGCGCUUCGGCUGUGUGUGGAAGGCUCAGCUGAUGAGUGAAUACGUGGCUGUGAAGGUCUUCCCUGUUCGGGACAAGCAGUCGUGGCAGAAUGAGAGGGAUAUCUUCCUGACUCCCGGUAUGAGACAUGAGAACCUGCUUCGUUACAUCGCUGCGGAGAAACACGGCAGCAACAUGGAGACGGAGCUCUGGCUCAUCAUGGAAUUCCAUGAGCGGGGUUCGUUGACUGACCAUCUGAAGGACCGUACAGUGACCUGGUCUGAAAUGUGUCAUAUUGCUGAGACGAUGUCCCGUGGUCUGGCCUACCUCCAUGAAGACACAGCCAUCAACAAGGGAGAAGGCCCCAAACCCACCAUCGCACACAGGGACUUCAAGAGUAAGAACGUGAUGUUGAGACGUGAUCUGACAGCCGUCAUCGGAGACUUUGGUUUGGCCGUCCGGUUUGAGCCGGGGAAACCUCCAGGAGACACCCACGGACAGGUGGGUACGUGGCGUUACAUGGCCCCUGAGGUUCUAGAAGGGGCUAUAAACUUCCAGAGAGACUCCUUCCUGAGGAUCGAUAUGUAUGCUAUGGGGCUGGUGCUUUGGGAACUGGUGUCACGAUGCAUCGCCACAGACGGUACCGUAGGGGAGUUCAUGCUGCCGUUUGAGGAGGAGAUUGGCCAACACACGUCACUACAGGAACUGCAGGAUGUGGUCGUUCACAAGAAGAUGAGACCGGUCUUCAAGGACACCUGGCUCAAACACCCGGGUCUGUCUCAGUUGUGUGAGACUAUAGAGGAGUGUUGGGACCAUGACGCCGAGGCUCGUCUCUCCGCCGGCUGUGUCGAGGAACGCAUCUCCCAGAUCGCCAGGACAACCGUCAGCACUACCUCAGACUGCCCAGUUGCCGUAGUAAUGUCGGUAACCGUCGACGACGACCUACCUCCUAAAGAGUCCGGCACCUGAGUUCUGUGUUAAUGUGACGUCAGAGCAGUGACGUCAUCACGGAACGAUGCUCCUGACUUUUCUAGCCUAAACUUUGAAACAACUUGAAUACAGCUGCUAUUUUUAUAGACUUGAUAUUGGGUAUUAUUGUUUUUAAGAUUUUUUUUUUUUAAUGUUAUUUUGGAUCAAGUCUUCUCUUCUGUCCGUCUUGUGUGAUUUUCUCAGUGAAAACUACACGACAGAAAUAAGCUAUAUGCUGGACAAAUACCUCUCUUAAGACAUGAACUUGUAUUAAUCUUCUAUUCAGUCAAUACCUCAUGUUGUGUUUAGUGGGUUUGAUUAUUACCUCAUCCUGUCGUCUGGUCAAGAUGGCGGCCAGCCAAAGAAAGCUAACCGUAUUCCAAACCUCUGACGUACACAGAGCCCGGGCGAUAGACAUACACACUGUAGAUCCGCAGGACUCAUGUCCGAUGAACCACGAGAAUGUUCCAACGUAUUUAUCUUCCUCGGGAUGAAACGUGGCUCUUUACUCAGCGUUCUGUCGUCCAUCUUUGUUUGGCGAGGAACGCCUUUUUGAAAUAACGACACAGACACCUGAACCAACCCUCCAUAGAGCCUCAUCCAUCAGUGCUAUCCUGAAUCCUUGGGACGUCCCUACUCUAAACCCAGGGCCUAAAAGUAGAGUAGUGUUUACAGUUAACUAGGGGAGGUAGAGAGGGGAGGGGGGGGGGGGCAAGAGGCCCGGACGCUACGCAGGAGUAGCAUUGGACGAACGGACUUGGAAAGGAUUAGGACAAAAUUAGACUUGUGGUUUUGGAUUGGAACUACGACAUCUCAGGAUUCCAGCCUAUUGGAACAUUUUCUACACAUGUAGAGAAGCCAAGCUAUCAGGAAACACUUUUUAUCUGACAUUACUCAAUGAAAUCUGAAAUUGAAAUGUUAUACAUUCUGGAUGUAACUUUUUUUUGUGCGUAUGUGUUUUGUACGUGUGUCUGUGUGUGAAAGUGUGUGUGAAAGUGUGUGUGCGUGUUUGUGGAAUAGACUGAGAGUAUUUUUGUAUUUUUUUGUCUGAACUGCAGUUGAAGCUGUGAAUAAGUAUUUGAAGGGCCGUGCUUGAGUUGGUUACAAGUUUCUGUUUUUCUCUCUCUGUCUGCUCAGUAGACCAGUUUCACAAAGCUAUGAUUUCCAGUCAUUUAUUUUGGAAACAAAUUGUCUGACUUGUGAGACUACUUUUCAGUUACCUCAGCAACCCCUGUCGUUCAGUUACCUCAGCAACCUGUAUGUCUUUCAGUUACCUCAGCAACCUGUAUGUCGUUCAGUUACCUCAGCAACCUGUAUGUCUUUCAGUUACCUCAGCAACCUGUAUGUCGUUCAGUUACCUCAGCAACCUGUAUGUCGUUCAGUUACCUCAGCAACCUCUAUGUCGUUCAGUUACCUCAGCAACCUCUAUGUCGUUCAGUUACCUCAGCAACCUGUAUGUCGUUCAGUUACCUCAGCAAACUCUGUCGUUCAGUUACCUCAGCAACCUCUGUCGUUCAGUUACCUCAGCAAACUCUAUGUCGUUCA
Oncorhynchus keta (chum salmon) is the source of this 3848-nucleotide messenger RNA. RefSeq names its product activin receptor type-2B-like. The transcript has 11 exons. Gene Ontology annotation, biological process: activin receptor signaling pathway; protein phosphorylation; cellular response to growth factor stimulus. Gene Ontology annotation, molecular function: ATP binding; activin receptor activity; activin binding. Bases 756 to 2303 code for a protein of 515 amino acids. The record is from RefSeq and is a predicted model, not a curated record. Gene Ontology annotation, cellular component: activin receptor complex; plasma membrane. Lineage: Eukaryota; Metazoa; Chordata; Actinopteri; Salmoniformes; Salmonidae.